Molecule: messenger RNA, 1908 nt
Organism: Cuscuta epithymum
Lineage: Eukaryota; Viridiplantae; Streptophyta; Magnoliopsida; Solanales; Convolvulaceae
Source: the annotation of a GenBank genome assembly
CUUGGGGGCUAAAAAGAGAACAAAUGAGCAGGACUCCCAAACACAACAAUAAUGAAGAGCUCCACGAUACACUGUUGGAGUCCUCGAAACACCCUGCCCCUGGGGGUGAACACAUAAGCUCAGAGCUAGAAGACGCACUGUCGGACACAGGGGUGUCGAAACACCGGCGACUACAAAAGGCCACCUCCGUUGAGCUCAAAAAUCUUUUCCGGCUGGCAGCUCCGGCCAUCAUUGUUUACUUGCUCAACAAUGUUACUUCCAUGUCUACCCAGAUUUUCUGUGGGCAUCUUGGUAAUCUCCAACUUGCUGCUGCUUCUCUGGGCAAUAAUGGCAUCCAACUUUUGGCGUAUGGAGUCAUGCUUGGAAUGGGAAGUGCAGUUGAGACACUAUGUGGACAAGCCUAUGGAGCGCACAAGUAUGAAAUGCUUGGAAUUUAUCUCCAAAGGUCAACCAUUCUUCUCAUGUUGGCAGGACUACCCCUCUUAGUGGCAUAUCUAUUCUCCAAACAAAUCUUGGUCUUAUUAGGAGAGUCCAAAUCAGUGGCUUCGGCCUCCGCCCUCUUCGUCUAUGGUCUGAUCCCACAAAUUUUUGCUUACGCUGCAAAUUUUCCGAUACAGAAAUUCUUGCAGUCCCAAAGCAUUGUAAAUCCUAGCGCGUAUAUAUCAGGAGUAACGUUAAUUUUGCACAUCUUCCUCACGUGGGUGGCGUUGUAUGUGUUGGGGUGGGGAUUGUUUGGCGCGGCUCUGGUGCUAAGCUUUUCGUGGUGGAUCAUAGUUGUAGCACAAUUUGUGUACAUAUUGUUGAGCAAGCGGUGUGAGAAGACGUGGGGAGGGUUCAGCCUUAGCGCAUUUUCUGGGCUGUGGGAUUUCUUUAAGCUCUCCAUUGCAUCUGCUGUGAUGUUGUGUUUGGAGACAUGGUACUUCCAGAUUCUGGUCUUGAUUGCUGGUUUGCUUCCUAACCCCGAGGUUGCUUUGGAUUCUCUCGCCGUUUGUUCAACAAUUCUUGGAUGGGUGUUCAUGAUAUCUGUUGGUUUCAAUGCUGCAGCAAGCGUGAGAGUGAGCAAUGAGCUGGGGGCAGGGCAUCCCAAGUCGGCUUCAUUUUCGGUCAUAGUGGUGACGCUAAGUUCUUUCCUAAUUGCGGCGGCGAUCGGGAUUAUGGUAAUCAUCUUCCGCCACAAGCUUAGCUACGUCUUCACCGGCGGUGAAACCAUUGCCGAUGCAGUUUCAGAUCUGGCCCCUCUUUUGUCCAUCUCCAUUCUCCUCAAUGGCAUUCAACCCGUUCUUUCUGGGGUGGCUGUAGGUUGUGGAUGGCAAGCAUUUGUGGCCUACGUUAACGUGGGGUGUUACUAUGUUGUCGGUAUUCCCGUAGGUGCUGUCCUUGGUUUCAAAUUCCAACUUGGAGCUAAGGGAAUUUGGCUGGGGAUGCUUGGAGGAACAGCCAUGCAGACCCUUAUACUUUUGUGGGUCACUUUCCGCACUAACUGGGAUAAAGAGGUUGAAGAAGCGAAAAACCGGCUAAGAAAGUGGCAUGAUAAGGGGGAUUUGCUGAAUGAUUGACACAGACUUUUACGAGUUGUAGGUGCCGUUAUAUUUAAGUCCAUUUAAUCGGGAGAAGGAUACGGAAUAAGGUAAGGGGAGAAAAGGCGGGUGUGCGGUGGAAAAUAAACGAAUAUUACUAAAAUAAAAAUUAUUUACAUAAAUAUGACUAUUCAUUAUUACAAUGUAAUAUUGUGAUAACUUUAAAACUUGAACAUGAAUUACUAUGAUUUUAUUACUACUAUAGUAACUAGUCAUAUUUUUGUAAAUCAUCUUUAUUUUGGUCAUAUUUAUAUAAUUAUUUCAAAAUAAUAAAUCCUUGUGGACAUUUAUUUACACAAUAAAUAAGCAUGAAUGUUUAUAUACACAUGAG